This is a messenger RNA of Vidua chalybeata, 682 nucleotides long. RefSeq names its product leucine rich single-pass membrane protein 2 (gene LSMEM2). NCBI's taxonomy places the organism in Eukaryota, Metazoa, Chordata, Aves, Passeriformes, Viduidae. The record is from RefSeq and is a predicted model, not a curated record. Bases 1 to 510 code for a protein of 169 amino acids. The transcript is spliced from 4 exons.
AUGCCCAGGGAGGCUGCAGAAGACAGCACGGGAAGGGCUGAGGGUGCUGCGCCGGCAGAGCCUGGGGACCCUGACAGCAGUGAGUCUGGAGCCAUCAGCCUGCGCCCCGUGGAGUCCAUCAGCGACCUGUACUGGGCCUCGGGCGGGCACAAGGGCACAGAGGGCAAUGGCCCGGCUCCCUCCAGCAGCCUGCACCGGCCUCCACCUCGGCCCGUGUCCCCCGUGCCCCCGGCGCUCCUGCCCACCCUGCGCCCCGUGCCCCCCGCCAGCUCCUGCCCUUGCCUCGGCCCUGGCCACCCCCUGCUGCUGGCCCUGCUGGCACUCCUGGCACUGUCGAGCCUGGUCCUGGCCACACUGGCCAUCUACCUGAGUGUCCUGCAGAGCCAGUCGGUGCGGGCGCUGGCCCAGUGGCUCGAGAGCCAGGAGGACGCCGUGCACCAGCUGCGGGCAGCCAGCAGGCAGCUCUGGGCUCGCCUCAACGCCAGUGCCCAGCCUGGCGGGCACCGCUGAGCUGCUCCUGGUCCCACCACGGGCUCUGGGUCGCCACGGGAAGGGGCACCGAAGGGCAGGAGGGGGGAGCAGGCAGCCUUACCCACUGAGACCUGGCAGCAUUGCCCCUUGGGGCACAGGGGCAAUCCCGGACCCUGUCCCAGACUGUGAGAGAAAGAAACUGGGCUGUAAG